Molecule: messenger RNA, 747 nt
Organism: Saitoella complicata NRRL Y-17804
Lineage: Eukaryota; Fungi; Ascomycota; Saitoellomycetes; Saitoellales; Saitoellaceae
Exons: 2
Coding region: 1-747 (248 amino acids)
Biological process (GO): vacuolar proton-transporting V-type ATPase complex assembly
Cellular component (GO): endomembrane system
Source: RefSeq, a predicted model, not a curated record
AUGGUAGACCUGACAAUCACUCCGACCAUCUCUGAGGCAGUAUCCGACUACCUCAAACUCCCGACAACUACCGGGAACGAUCCAAUUCGCGUUUACGAGACUGCAGAUCGAAUACCCCAUGCACGACUCGCCGAAAUAUCCAAAGCCAUACGGCAGACCACGACGGACGACGCAAAGAAAGCGCAAUGGGAGUUAAGUGCGCUGAUGAAGGGUACAUCCGUCUACAUCCCGAAGAAAGAGAUCAAGCAGCCCGAUCCCAAAUACCUCGCCCAUCUUGAAUCACUACGCCGCCAGAACGAAGAAAAAGAAUACGCCUCCAUGUUCGGCACCGCAACCCAUCUCUCUCCCUCGGGGCUUACUAUAUCCCCAACCGCCGGCCUAUCCCCCGACGACGCCCGCGAACUCCGCUCGCACCUAUCCACGAUCCUCAACAUCUUUCUAACAAUGGCAUCGAUGUUCGCUGCAGUAUGGGUUUGGGGUAAACACUGGUCACUAGUGACGAGGGUGCUGGGUGGGUUGGCGUCGGCGAUCGCGUUGGGCUUGGUGGAGGCGAUUGUGUAUUUGAGGUAUUUGAGUAAAGUUGAGGAUGGGAGGAAGAGGGAGAAGAAGAAGUUGGAGAGGAAGGAGGUGGAGCAUACGAUGGAAAUUCGUGCUGGGUGGGGUGAGGUGAAGGGUGAGGACAAGUUAAUUGAGGCGAAGGAUGGGGAUGCGGGGAAGAAGGUCAGAUCGCGGCGGCGGAAAGCGUGA